This is a messenger RNA of Siniperca chuatsi (mandarin fish), 1920 nucleotides long. RefSeq names its product pyrroline-5-carboxylate reductase 3 (gene pycr3). Lineage: Eukaryota; Metazoa; Chordata; Actinopteri; Centrarchiformes; Sinipercidae. The record is from RefSeq and is a predicted model, not a curated record. Gene Ontology annotation, molecular function: pyrroline-5-carboxylate reductase activity. Gene Ontology annotation, biological process: L-proline biosynthetic process. The transcript has 7 exons. The coding region runs from base 355 to 1650 and encodes 431 amino acids.
UAUCCUACCACCAACGUUAGCCGGUGUUAUUCACAGCAUCGCUUGACACCGUGUUUAUGUCACUCCGUGUUAUUUUAUGGUUGUCCAGUCAACAAGAAACACGUGCAUUGUAUUUCUAAUCUAAUCUGUCCUGGAUUAUUGUGUAGCUAUCCCUAGCUAGAUGCAGCAGUAGCGCUAGGUUUCUGCUAUCGUGGGGUUUUAAAGACAGGAUUUUAACAUUUUAGCAACAGCACAGCUCUGCCCCUGCCACAUCAGACAUGCUAGCACCUAAUUAGCAACCUAGCUGUGUGAACAUUCUACCGUUGAGCUAACGUUUACUAGCCGUCGAGCUAACGAGGCUACAUUGCCACAACAAUGGACGACUCUGGUAUCAAGAAGCAGAACUGGGACGUGAAGGAGACGGAGUUAUUUCUGGAAAUCCUCAAGGAGCUGGACAUGAAGAAAUGCUUAGACGGUAGGAAAGUGAGAAAUAACAAACUCUUCAAGGUGGCACACAGGAGAAUGACAGCGGCCGGCUAUCACAGGUCUGUGGACCAGUUAAAGUUUCGCUGGAAACUUCUCAAAAGUGCAUACUACAAGUGCAAGAGAGAACCCGACUCCCCGGCCCCGACCAAAAUACAGGGUUGGUGGCGGUAUGAAAAGACAAUGAUAGCUAUCAUGGAGUCCAGACACCCCCUGGUCGGAGCUGGGGUCAACUCUGACAGGAAUGAUGAAGUGACAGAAGACUCGGAUGGGGAGGCAUCAAUGCUGCAUUGGCCGCAACCCUGCACGGACAAUUCCACUCAGAACCUGGAUUUAAUUAUCAAAAUGGACCCUGAGAUGGACUCGCAGCUGAAAAUUGGCUUUAUUGGUGCAGGGAACAUGGCUUUCGGCAUCGCAAAGGGCAUCCUGUCUGGUAAUGUUCUUCCUGUAAACAUCAAAGUGAGCGCACCGUCCUCCAGGAACCUGGGACGCUUUCAGGAGCUCGGGAUUCCCGUCACUCACUCCAACAUAGAGGUGGUCUGUGGGUCAGAUGUGGUUUUUGUAGCAGUCAAACCCCACCUGGUUCCACUAGUUCUCAGUGAGGUGUCACAACACGUCACGGACCGACACAUUAUUGUGUCUGUUGCAGCAGGAGUAACGCUGGCGACAUUGGAAGAGCUCCUGCCAGAGAAUUCAGUUGCCAUCAGGCUGAUGCCAAAUCUCCCAUGUUUGGUUCAGGAAGGGGCUCUCCUGUUUGCACAGGGAUCCCACGCAAAGCAGGAGGAUGGAGCUCUGCUUCGCUCCUUGCUGCACCGCUGUGGUUUGGUGGAGGAGGGACCUGAGGCCUGGAUUGACAUCCACACUGGACUGAGCGGGAGUGGCGUCGCUUUUGUGUAUCUGUUUGCUGAAGCGCUGGCAGAAGGAGCUGUUAAAAUGGGAAUGCCAAGUGCUCUGGCACACAGCAUCGCAUCUCAAACUGUUCUGGGUGCUGGGAGAUUGUUACGUGACUCCGAUAAGCAUCCAGCUCAGCUCCGCUCUGAGGUCUGCACCCCAGGUGGAACAACCAUCUACGGGCUUCACACCCUGGAACAGGGCGGUGUGAGGGCGUCGACCAUGAGCGCCGUAGAAUCUGCCACCGAGAGAGCCAGGGAGCUCGGCCGAAAGUCAGCAGCAGGAUGCAAGAAAUGACAGAUGCUGUUUACCUUUUUAAUAACCACUCAAAGGACUUAAUUCAAGCCUAACAACAAACUGACUUUUUGGCUCAACCAAUCACCAUGGAACACAAAGACAAAACAGGACUUGUCACUUUUUAAUUUAAUUUUCUCCCUUUUAUUUUCCCUUAAACAAGUGCAGUUCAUACUUCAUUUUCAUCAUGUCUUUGACCAGAGGGAUUUGUUGUGAGCAAAAAGGAAAUAUUGGUUUAAUCUUGACAUUGACAAGUAAAUGAUUUGAUCAUGA